Molecule: messenger RNA, 699 nt
Organism: Aureococcus anophagefferens
Lineage: Eukaryota; Pelagophyceae; Pelagomonadales; Pelagomonadaceae
Exons: 1
Coding region: 1-699 (232 amino acids)
Source: RefSeq, a predicted model, not a curated record
AUGACGCCCGCCGCGGGCCUCGAGACGCCGGAGGUGCUCGCGCAGCUCGGCGCCGCGAGCGCCGUCGCCUGCGUCUACACCUUCAUUUGCCACGCUUUCCUCCCGCGGCGCGAGUUCCACGGGUCGCCGCUCUACAACUGGCUGAGCUGCCUGCCGAUCCAGUUGGUCGGCUUCCCGCUCGUCGUCUCCCUCGCCGUCGGGAGCUUCGACGGCGGCGCCGUCGACUGGGUCGCGGCGCCGUGGAGCGCCAUGGACGGCACCUGGGAGCGCGCCUACCUGCUCCUCAUGUGGGGCUACCUCUUCAAGGACUGCGCGCUCUACGCCGUCGGCGGCGGCAUGGACGCCAUGUACUGGGCGCACCACGUCGUCUGCUGGGCGACGGUCUUCAACUUCUUCUACACGGAUCUCUGCGCCAUCUUCCUCGUCGGGGGCUCGGCCAUGGAGUUCGGCGGAGCGUCGCAGACGCUGCACCUCAUCUUCGCCGAGUCACAGCUCAUGGACAAAGUCCACGUCUUCACGAUGACGGCGAGCCACGUCGUCGCCUGCGGCAUGGCCGUCUACUACCUGUCGCUGCCGGCGGCGCCCCUCGCGGCGCGCCUCGUCUUCGGCACCGUCGUCUUCGGGCUGUCCUUCGAGCGGCAGAAGUACGCCAUGAAGCUCCACCGCGAGGCCGCGGACCGCUUCGCGAAGCGCGCUUAA